AAUUUUUCGGAUAAUUUAUUAUCACAAGGUACUCUAAUGAAUGCAAUGUUACCACAUCAUCAUAUGUAAGUAUAUAACGUAUCCAAAAUAGAAUUUGUGUCGAAGUAAUUAAAAAUAGUGCGGGCACGAGGACGGCAAGGUAAUACUAAAUGUGGUUAUAAUUGUAAUUAAAACACAAAUACUGGUAACAAUGGCUCAAUGGUAUAGUCAGGAUUUUUGCUCAGGAAAAUUCAAUUUUUUUUUUUUUUGAUAUAUCAAAUUUCCUUACUAGCGCCAAAAAUGAUACAUUGUUAAUAGUAAUAAUUUACUGUAUGACUGUACCACUCCCUCCAUGACUACUCUGUUAAAUGACUUGAAGCAAAGUAGAGAAUUCGACCUUUUAGGACAUCUCAGACUAAGUCAAUUGAAGUUUCCCCCCAUAUCAUAUCGUGAUUUUUCCACAAUUUUAUUUAUUUUUUUGGAAUAUUAUUUCCUUUUAAGAAUAUACUUAACCCGUAUUGGUUAAUCUUUAAUUUUCAAAUAUUGUUUGUACAUUUCAAACCUUAUUUCCGUGUUUAUAUGCAGUAUUGAUUAGUAAAUAUGAAAAUUGUAAAACGCUUCGACAAGACAUCAAUGUAUCCUUGAAUGGUGUACAAUUAACAGACUAAACACCAGCACCAGGAGGUCAACACACAGCCGAUUACUGAUCGGCGGUCGAUCGACGUGUGCUGUGUUGUGUUAGGUGUUCAGUUAGUUUUAGGUGGUUGUGCGAAGAAUAUUGCGCGAACAGAGUUAAGUGUUUAGAUGCAAACAGGAAGCUAAAUAGAUUUCCUGUGGUAUCACAAAACAGUCUCUAAAUAAUUUCAAAAAGUAAAAAUUAAUUUAAGAAAUUUAUAUGUUCGUGUUUAAUAAAAAACAUAGAAAUUUAAAAUUAAUAAUUUUUCAUCCUUUUCGAAAAAAAAAAUACCGCACAAGAUUAGAUACCUAGCUUGUCCAAAUUUUUAGAAAUGAAGGUUUUAUGUUUUACAAUACUUAUAUUCAUCAUUGCAACGCCUGCAUUUGGUGUAUUGUUGAUAGUGAACAAGUUAAAAACAAGAGCAUUAGAACUAUCGCUGUUGAGCCCUUCCAAUUGUAAAAUAUAUAAUGACAGUGAAGAUAUAAAGCGUGUAAUGUCAAAUUUUCCAUUUUUUACUUAUGAAGCCCAACAAGCAGAAUCCAUAGAUAUGCUUUUUAAAAUUUGCGAAAAUGUAUUUAAAAGGUCAAGUCAAAAUAUUGGAUUUAUAUACCCCGGUACAAAAUGGUGUGGACCUGGUAAUAUAGCUAAAAGCUAUUCUGACUUGGGAGUUUAUAAAAAAGAAGAUUCGUGUUGCCGUGAACAUGACCAUUGUACAAGGUUUCUGGAAACUGGCCAAUGUACAGAUAAGUUAUGCAAUACUUCUCCUUAUACAAGAAAUUGUACAGAGCAGUUUCAAAUAACUCCAAAUUUUAACCAAAAAGGAUGGAAAAGACAACGUAUGACAACAGACAAAAUGUUUAAGAUUUUUGCUAAAGUGGUCACUGAUUUUUUGCAAUUUGCAUAGAAAUGUAUUAGUAAUAUCAGAAAUAUAUGUUAUUGUGGAUAUUACUAUAUAUAAUAUGGGCAUUUACCUACUAAUAGAUGCAUCUUAUAAAAUGAACAAUAGAUUGUAUUAAUUGUUAAAAGUACUCCUAAGUGUUGUUCUUAAUCAAAACAUGUACUUUUAUCAGGACUGGGAAAUAAAAUUAUUGCCCAGUUUUUUAAAUUUUUUACCAUAUGUAGUAAGUUAAUUGACUCUAUAUAUAUAUUUUUUUAAGAAUUUGUUAAUAAUUGUAGAAACUAAAACUCUUAAAAUUCUUCAUAUAUUCUCAUUACACAUAUUUUCACUUGAAAGUUAUAUUAAAAAAGCAAUUUUUGAUUUAUUCAUGAAAAAUUUUUUUAUGAAAUUUUAUUUUACCUAUCAAAAAUUAUACAUAAGAGUAUUUAAAAAAAUACCUAUGUAAAUGAAGUUUAAAAAAGAAAAAUAAUAAGAAGUCACAUUUUUCAAAAUCAUUAUAGAACUUACAACAACAUGUCUGCUUCAAGUUUAAUUAUGAACACUAAAAUUUUAUACAUGGAAGAUUAACACAAUUUUAUUUUUUUAAUACCACGAAAUUAUUAAACAAUAUAAAUAUUAAAAAAAUAGUAUUUUUUUGUUAUGAUAAGAUAUGAAACCUGAAUU
Messenger RNA from Daktulosphaira vitifoliae (grape phylloxera), 2216 nucleotides. Its product is annotated as phospholipase A2 hemilipin-like. The transcript is spliced from 5 exons. The coding region runs from base 987 to 1559 and encodes 190 amino acids. The record is from RefSeq and is a predicted model, not a curated record. Gene Ontology annotation, biological process: phospholipid metabolic process; arachidonate secretion. NCBI's taxonomy places the organism in Eukaryota, Metazoa, Arthropoda, Insecta, Hemiptera, Phylloxeridae.